Messenger RNA from Striga hermonthica, 492 nucleotides. The record is from the annotation of a GenBank genome assembly. Lineage: Eukaryota; Viridiplantae; Streptophyta; Magnoliopsida; Lamiales; Orobanchaceae.
AUGAAGGACUUAGUAGAAGUCAAGCAAGAAGAACACGAGACCUUGAUCUCGUUCGACGAGCCCAAGCGACGGUCGAUCGGCGUUCGAAAACGGCCGUGGGGGAAGUACGCGGCCGAGAUCCGUGACUCAACCCGCAACGGGAUUAGGGUUUGGCUUGGGACUUUCGACACGGAGGACGAGGCGGCCUUAGCCUACGACCAGGCAGCGUUUGCCAUGCGGGGCCCGUCGGUCCCACUAAACUUCCCGCUCGAGAAAGUGGUGGAGUCGCUCGAGCGGAUGAACUACCGGUGCGCGGAGGGCUCGUCACCGGCCAAGACCCUCAAGGAGUCCCACCGGAGGAUAUCGAUAACCAAACAUAGGAUUGCGAGUGAUAAUAAUACUGGGAAAGGACAAGAGGUCAUUGUAAAUAAUUGUGGUGAUCAGGUAAUAAUGAAGGAUGUGGUGGUUUUUGAGGAUUUGGGAUCUGAUUUGUUGGAUGAGCUUCUGUCUUGA